AUCAGGUAGCAGCUACACGGUGCUCUGUGUAGCGCAGUGCUGCUAACGCGCAAGACGGUGCAUUGCUUCGAGGACGCAGUCAACGUCAAGCAGUAUUGACUUUCUAAUGAUAAAAUACCUUCAAUAAAACCUCCAAUUUACAGAAUUCUACAGUAAAAAUCAAUCAUGGCGUCAAGCGAUUAUUCUCAGAGCUCCAGUCAGGGAGGGUAUGGUGGAUAUGGAGGUCAGUCCGGUCAGAGCUACAGCCAGCCGGGUUACGGAGGAUACAGCUCGGGUUCGGACAGCAGUCCCAGGCCUUACGGUCACGGAUACGGCUCCGGCUACAGCUCGGGUGGAUACGGUUCCCAGCCGUCCUCACAGUCCUACAGCUCGGGUGGUGUUAACAGCAGCAGCAGCAGUCAGUCUCCUCAGGGCGGAGCAGCGUACAAUCAGCCGUCCUCCUACUCGGCCUACAGCCAGCAGCAGCCGUCGCCUCCUGCCUCAGCUUCAAGCUUCUCCAGCGGCUCUCGGGCAUCAGGCUACGGGCAGCAGAGAGGAGGCGGGUACGGCGGAGUGAGCGCUGGGUACGGCGGGGGUGGAGGCCCGGGUGGAGGAUACGGAGGGAGCGGUGGACACCACCAUUCCUCUCAGAUCGGUGGGAGUGUUUACAGUCAGCCGCCCAGUUACUCCUCCUCCUCCUCUUCCUCCUCCUCUCCUCCUCACAGCUACGGACACGGGUCAGGGUACGGUCAGGAUCCCCCACCCAUGAGUGGGGGCGGAGGGAGUUACGGCGGUCAGGACGAGCGGUACGGACUGGACGGGCGCGGUGGGCGUGGUCCACGUGGAAUGGGAGGCGGUUACGGCGGACGAGGAGGUGGCGGAUUUGAGCGAGGGGGUCGUGGAGGCGCUCGAGGCCGAGGCGGAAUGGGAACGGGCGAUCGCGGAGGAUUCAAUAAGUUUGGUGGACCUCGGGAUCACGGAUCACCUGGAGGCUCCAGCAUGCAGGAGCAGGAUAACUCCGACAACAACACCAUCUUUGUGCAAGGCCUGGGAGACGACUACACCGUGGAGUCUGUAGCGGACUUCUUCAAACAGAUCGGCAUCAUCAAGCUGAAUAAGAAGACAGGCUUGCCCAUGAUAAACCUGUACACGGACAGAGAGACGGGGAAGCUGAAAGGAGAGGCCACCGUGUCCUUCGACGACCCUCCUUCUGCUAAAGCCGCCAUCGACUGGUUUGAUGGUAAGGAUUUUAACGGCAGCCCCAUUAAGGUAUCCUUUGCCACUCGCCGAGCGGACUUCGGGCGAGGAGGAGGAGGAGGAGGAGGAGGAGGAGGAGUCAUGAGGGGAGGACGUGGACGAGGAGGUCCGAUGGGAAGAGGUGGGUUUGGAGGAGGUAGAGUUGGAGGAGGAGGAGGAGGAGGAGGAAGUGGUGGUGGUGGUUUCCCUGGUAACGGUGGAGGCAGCGGAGGCCAGCAAAGAGCAGGAGACUGGAAAUGUUCAAACCCGUCGUGUGGGAAUAUGAACUUCUCAUGGCGUAACGAAUGUAAUCAGUGUAAAGCUCCAAAAUCUGAACGUGGAGGAGAUGGUGGUGGAGGGAUGCCCCCUAUGGGAGGUGGGUUUGGUGGAGAGCGUGAGCGUGGAAGGGGCGGGUUUGAUCGCGGUGGGUUCCGCGGCCAUGGAGGAGACCGAGGAGGAUACGGUGCCGGCGCCGGCCCCGGCAAGAUGGACUCACGGAGCGAUCACAGACACGAGCGCAGAGAGCGGCCAUACUGACGCGCUGCGUUCUCACUCCGACCUGGGACCAGAAUCACGGUUCUUGCAUCCUGUUUAAACCCUGUUAGUUUUUACCUGCAGAGACAGCUGUUCUGACAUCUGGGCUCUUCCUUAUCUCAUACUCCUACACCUGUCACAUAACACAGCCGAAGCUUUGGAGAUGAAUAAAUCUAAUCUCGCCUGAACAAGGCUUUAUACUCGGACUUUCUUUCUUGCAUUAAAUUUGAGAUUUCUGCUUAGCGUUUGAACCGAACCGAACCGGGUCCGAGCUUCACCUGUAAAGGAUUUUACUGUUCUGCAUUGUUUGAAACAUUUAUUUUCUCUCGGACGUGUAUUGAUCUAUUUAACGUAAGUUAUUUGCGUAGUGUUUACGGUUUAGUCGCGGCAUUUGAGAUUUCGUUCCGUCACUGCAGCGAUCCGGGACGUGAGAGAGGCGUACGCUUCCGUCAGCGCUUCCUUUUCCCGUCGCUGCACUGCCACUUUAUCUACGUGAACUCUGACCUGUGAGAAAUCCAAACUCGCGCCGCCUGAUUUUGAAUUUUCCGGCGACGAAUCACAUGACUCGGCACAGGUAUAUUUAUUACACACUUGAAAAAAGAAUCCGGAUCUGAGCGGAGGAAUAAAAAUCAGUUUUUGUUUUUAUAGAAAUGUUUUAUAAAGUGGGAGCGCGGCGUGAUGCUGCUGCGCGUCACACUCUAAUAUCUUCCUCCUGUAGACUGGACUUCAUUUUCAUUUGAAAUAAAAUUCACAUAAAUUAAGGAUUUUGUGUUGCUGUUUGAACCAGUUACUGAGUUUUGUUUCCGUUUGAUGUCAGUAAUAAAAGUGUAAAAACUG
Messenger RNA from Ictalurus punctatus (channel catfish), 2586 nucleotides. RefSeq names its product FUS RNA binding protein (gene fus). Gene Ontology annotation, biological process: regulation of DNA-templated transcription. The transcript is spliced from 15 exons. Gene Ontology annotation, molecular function: transcription coregulator activity; RNA binding. Gene Ontology annotation, cellular component: nucleus. Bases 166 to 1752 code for a protein of 528 amino acids. NCBI's taxonomy places the organism in Eukaryota, Metazoa, Chordata, Actinopteri, Siluriformes, Ictaluridae. The record is from RefSeq and is a predicted model, not a curated record.